AUGUCGGACAGCGAAGGAGAUGAAAUGCAGCAGUUGGUGGCCUCGUUGAAGCUCUUUCAGAUCAGCUACUAUUGCCAGAUCGCGGCCGUUGCCCUACUUGUAUAUGAUCACCUGCUUACAUUCGCGGGUGAGGUUCACUUUGUGUGGAGCCGCAAAUUCUCCGGCGCGACAGUAGUGUUCGCCCUGAACCGAUGCAGCUCGCCUAUCAUCAUUGUCAUGAUCUUGACGGUGCUUGCAUACUUCAUCACUGCCACACUUCGUGUCUAUGCGAUAUGGGAUCGCAACUGGAAACCCUUCACGUUGGUCAUGCUUGUGGCCAUCGUCACACCUACAACAAACAUUUACCAAUAUGCACGGUCAUUCCCUGCUGCAGAGACAUUCCCGUUCUGGGGUUGUGGCGAGGACGUUGCGCUCUCAGCAGCUCAGUUCGCGAAACUGUCCAUCGUUACCCAUAGUUGUGCCAUUGCGGCGGAUCUACUUGUCCUCGUUCUGACAUGGAUCAAGACGUACGAAAUCAAGAAGAUCGCCAGCGAUCUAAAGCUGCAAAUGUCUCUUUCAUCGCUCAUUCUGCGCGACGGUACCCUUUACUUCGUUGUGCUACUCAUCUUGAACGUCGUCGACCUGAUCAUCAACGAGAGCGACGCUCUCUUCAAUCCCAUGCCGGAAUUCAUCGAUGUGUUCACUUGCAUAUUGAUCUCCCGCUUCAUGCUCAAUCUACGCGAGGUUGCCCACACUCCAGAAGGACCAGCUGGACGGCGCAAUACAACGAUUGCGCUCUCUCAGUUCACUUCGAUUGAAAUCGCUCGCCCGGACGUCAUUGGAGACCUUGGGGCACCGCUCACCUAUGACACUCACAUGACGGGGACGACCAAUGUCACGAGGAGUGUUGACUUGCUCACCAGCUCGUGCGCGUUGGAGUCGCACACAGUAGAUGAGCACAAUGUUGCCGUUCUACAUGAGAAGGGCGGGCCUCUAGGUGCAGGGCUACUGGAGAUCGGCCGUCCCGACAGCAUGGCACGCGAAUUCAUGUCAAUAGACGAGCCAAAGUAUAAAGCUACUUACUACUAUGUCUCCGUAUUCGACUAUACUAUACGGGUCGGAAUAGGAGCAUUCGAUCGACAACAGCAGUCCAAACGCGGCUUCGCUGAGCUCUCGACCGAGCUUUCCCAAGGACAGGUCGAGCACCUCCACCUCCAGCUUGCCCAAUUCCGCAGCGCCCUCGCGCACUACGCGUCGACGCACCGCGACCGCAUCCGCAAGGAGCCCUCAUUCCGCCAUGCGUUCCAGCAGAUGUGCACGACCGUCGGCGUCGAUCCGCUCGCGGGACCCCGCAAGGGCGGCUGGUGGGCGGAGAUGCUCAACCUGGGCGACUGGCAGUACGAGCUUGGCGUGCAGAUCGUCGACGUGUGCGUGAGCACGCGCGAGCGGAACGGAGGGCUGAUUGAGAUGAGCGAGCUGAUCCGACUGGUGAGCAAGCUGCGGGGAGUGGGCGGGGACGUGAUCACCGAGGACGACGUCCUGCGGAGCAUCAAGACACUCAAGCCGCUUUCUGCGGGAUACGAGGUCAUCGACGUCGGUGGGGGGAGGAAGAUGGUGCGGAGCGUGCCGAAGGAGCUGGAUGCUGAUCAGGCAGUCGUGCUUGCCGUUGCGCAGGAGGAUGGCGGCCGGGUCUCUGAACAGGUUCUGGUGGCGCGCAGGGGUUGGACGCAGGAGCGUGCGCGGGCCGCGCUAGAGAACAUGCUUCUGCGCGACGGUCUCUGUUGGCUGGACGAGCAAGAUCCAGAGUAUGGAGUCUCAUAUUGGGUGCCAUCAGCCAUGCGCUGGGACGAGUGA
Dichomitus squalens LYAD-421 SS1 is the source of this 1833-nucleotide messenger RNA. RefSeq lists its product as uncharacterized. The record is from RefSeq and is a predicted model, not a curated record. NCBI's taxonomy places the organism in Eukaryota, Fungi, Basidiomycota, Agaricomycetes, Polyporales, Polyporaceae. The transcript is spliced from 12 exons. Bases 1 to 1833 code for a protein of 610 amino acids. Gene Ontology annotation, cellular component: ESCRT II complex. Gene Ontology annotation, biological process: protein transport to vacuole involved in ubiquitin-dependent protein catabolic process via the multivesicular body sorting pathway.